Molecule: messenger RNA, 1953 nt
Organism: Exophiala spinifera
Lineage: Eukaryota; Fungi; Ascomycota; Eurotiomycetes; Chaetothyriales; Herpotrichiellaceae
Exons: 4
Coding region: 1-1953 (650 amino acids)
Molecular function (GO): catalytic activity
Source: RefSeq, a predicted model, not a curated record
AUGAUCCCGAAGAACAUCUUGAGACUAUGUCAAAGUGGCGUAUCAGUCAGCGCCGAGCUGGCCAAGAAUCCAGCGCUGUCUGCUCAUGAGGUUGUUGGACAGCUCUUUCGUCAGCAUAUAGAAGAUGAAGAGAUGGCCAAAAAGCAGGCACUGAAUGGUGAAACGGAGGAAGACCUCGACCAGGCGCUCGCCUGUGGUAGGUGGGGCACUGCAAAGCCGUCCAAACUAUUUCUACGAAUCUUCCAUGAUGUCUUGUGUACACUAGAGAAGAAUCCACUUACUGGAGUCUGCUCGCCAUCACUUAUGGGCAGUACCGGUGUGUGCCCACUUACCAUCAUCGCACCGAUACCAGACAUCUGCCGGCACAUGUCCAAUGUUAUCGCUCGAGCAGAGGAGGAGGUCUUCCUAGCCACCAAUUUCUGGAUGCAUUCCGAGUCUAGCAUGUUGAUCACCAACUCUAUCAGGGAGCUUAACAGAAAAGCUGUUGCAUUGAACAAACGAAUCGUUGUCAAGAUCAUAUACGACCGAGGUAGUUUGCAGCAGUUAAUCAACAACCACCUCGUGGUAGAACCCAAGACGUAUGCUGAUCCUAAUGGGCCCAUUCGGCUACCGCACCCAGACGACAUACCCAAUAUCGACCUCGAGGUGAUCAAUUACCACCAACCUGUAUUUGGGACUUUCCACUGCAAGUACAUGAUUGCAGACCGAAGAAUUGCUAUUAUUCAGAGCAACAACAUCCAAGAUAAUGAUAAUCUGGAGAUUAUGUCUCAGUGGGAAGGGCCAAUUGUGGAUUCAUUCUACGACAUGGCCCUCAUAUCCUGGCACAACGCCAUGCGCCCUCCCCUCCCUCGCCUGAAUCGACCCGCUGCAGGACAGCCCACUCCCACAUUCGACUCGCACUCUUAUGCAAGUUUGUUUGAUCAGAGCGGGAAUUUGAAAGAAGUCUAUCAUUCGACGGAGACAAUGCCCCAUAACCAUGAAAAUCUGCGCGACCUGGCCAAGGACGGAUCAGAGGUAAACCUGCCAAUGCAUACGUCAAAUGAUGCUCACUACGACCCGGACAUAAAAUCUGAAGUCUUGCGUGCUACGGCUACCAUGUGUCCUGAGCACGGUGAACGGCGUAUAGAUGCCAUCACUCGUCUUCUGAAUACAACUAUCCAGACGAAUACUAAGGCCAGCGCACCGGACAUCGCACCCGCCGAUGCCAUGACUCCUUUUAUACCCCUUCCCAGGCACGAUCCCGUCCCUAUGGCCAUGGUGUGCAGGGAACCGUGUGGUAAGCCAGGCAAAGGCUCGUUACACACUCCGCAGAAUGAAGCAUUUAUGUCGGCUCUACGCCAUGCCGAGCAGUCUGUUUUCAUACAAACUCCAAACUUGAAUGCCGAAGAUCUUAUUCCUGAAAUCAUCAAAGCAUGUCGUCGCGGCGUGCAUGUGGAGUAUUGGUACUGUCUUGGAUACAACGAUGCUGGUGAGUUGCUGCCGGGUCAGGAUGGUCAUAACGAGAUGGUUGCACACAGGCUCUACAAGGAGCUCAACGAGCAGUAUCACCGAUAUCUGGACAUCUACGCCUAUGUGGCUAAGGACCAGAUUCAUCCGAUUCACAACAAGUUCAAGAAGCGGUCAUGUCAUAUCAAGAUCAUGCUUAUAGAUGGACACAUUGCUAUCCAAGGAAAUGGAAACCAAGACACGCAGAGCUGGUACCAUAGUCAAGAGACUAACAUCAUGUUUGAUAGUGCGUUGAUUGUGGGCAGGUGGAUGGAAGGGUUGAGGCAGAAUGAGAAUACACACAUUUACGGCAAAGUCGAAAAGGGCGGGCUUGAAUCUGGAUGCUGGAGGGACCCUCAAACUGGGAAACAGGCCGAAGGAGCCAUUGGUGUUGAUCCCGGCAAGUUUGCCUGGGCGAGGGGCUUCAUUGGCGCGGUACAACGAGUCCGUGGUGUUGGUGGGUUCUAA